Messenger RNA from Callorhinus ursinus (northern fur seal), 1300 nucleotides. It is a transcript of the gene PRSS35, whose product is annotated as serine protease 35. NCBI's taxonomy places the organism in Eukaryota, Metazoa, Chordata, Mammalia, Carnivora, Otariidae. Gene Ontology annotation, biological process: proteolysis. The record is from RefSeq and is a predicted model, not a curated record. Gene Ontology annotation, molecular function: serine-type endopeptidase activity.
UUCGAGCUGGGCAGCGCCCCGAGCGCCGAAUAAGCUUCGCAGGACAAAAGAGAAGAACAAAAUGGAAAAUAUGUUAUUUUGUUGGAUAUUUUUCACCCUUGGGUGGACCCUCAUUGAUGGAUCCGAAAUGGAACAGGAUUUUAUGUGGCACUUAAAAAAAAUCCCCCGGAUUGUCAGUGAAAGGACUUUCCAUCUCACCAGCCCCAGCUUUGAGGCAGAUGCUAAGAUGGUGCUCAAUAGAGUGUGUGGCAUUGAAUGCCAGAAAGAACUCCCACUUCCCAGCCUUUCUGAUCUGGAAGAUUCUCUUUCCUUUGAGACUGUCUUUGAGAAUGGCACCCGAACCUUGACCAGAGUGAAAGUCCAAGAUGUGGUCCUUGAGCCCACUCAAAAUGUCAGCGUGAAAGGGGCAUCUGUUAGGAGGAAGAGACAGGUGUACGGCACAGACAGCAGGUUCAGCAUCUUGGACAAAAAGUUCUUAACCAAUUUCCCUUUCAACACAGCCGUGAAGCUCUCCACGGGCUGCAGUGGUAUUCUCAUUUCCCCCAGCCACGUUCUAACAGCUGCCCACUGUGUGCAUGAUGGGAAGGACUACAUCAAAGGGAGUAAAAAGCUAAGGGUAGGGUUGUUGAAGAUGAGAAAUAAGGGUGGUGGCAAGAAACGGAGGGGUUCUAAGAGGAGCAGGAGAGAAGCCAAUGGUGGCGACCAGCGAGAGGAUCCCAAAGACAAUCUGGAGAGAGCCAAGGCUGGAAGAAGAAGAAAGGAAUCUGGUCGGGGUCGUAGAGUCCCUGAGGGGAGGCCCUCCUUCCAGUGGACCCGGGUCAAGAAUACGCACAUUCCCAAAGGCUGGGCCAGAGGAGGGAAGGGGGAUGCUGCUUUGGACUAUGACUAUGCUCUUCUGGAGUUGAAGCGCGCUCACAAAAAGAAAUACAUGGAACUAGGAAUCAGUCCAGCCAUCAAGAAGCUGCCUGGGGGAAUGAUCCACUUCUCAGGAUUUGAUCAUGAUAGGGCCGAUCAGUUAGUCUACAGGUUUUGUAGUGUGUCCGACGAAUCCAGUGAUCUCCUCUAUCAAUACUGUGAUGCCGAGUCAGGCUCCACUGGUUCUGGGGUCUAUCUGCGUCUGAAAGAGCCAGACAAGAAGAAUUGGAAGCGCAAAAUCAUUGCAGUCUAUUCAGGCCACCAGUGGGUCGAUGUCCACGGUGUGCAGAAGGACUACAAUGUGGCGGUGCGCAUCACUCCCCUCAAGUACGCCCAGAUCUGCCUCUGGAUUCAUGGAAAUAACGCCAACUGUACUUACGGCUAA